Messenger RNA from Prunus mume (Japanese apricot), 587 nucleotides. Its product is annotated as protein AGENET DOMAIN (AGD)-CONTAINING P1-like. NCBI's taxonomy places the organism in Eukaryota, Viridiplantae, Streptophyta, Magnoliopsida, Rosales, Rosaceae. The record is from RefSeq and is a predicted model, not a curated record.
UAAACAGAAUAGGAAAGCCAAAAUCCCAAACCGAUUAGGAAAUCCAACCCAACCUCUAUAUAUUGCGACCUUCACACACACUCUCCUCAUACCAUUUCACAAGAGCAACUCUCAUCUCAUUCUCCAAAAUGGGUUUCACUAGAGCAAAGGCUUUUAAAGAAGGCAAGAGGGUCGAAGUGUGCAGCAGAGAAGACGGGUUUCAGGGCUCCUACUAUGGAGCAACCAUACUGCAAAACAUGGGGGACAACAAGUACAAGGUGAAGUACAGCCGCCUGGUAUGCGAGGACGACCACUCCAUACCUCUGGAAGAGGUGGUCGAGGGGGAUGAGAUACGGCCUCUGCCUCCUCUGCCUCCGCCCAAGAAAACGAAAGCCGGGUUCGCUGACGGGGACAGGGUUGAUGCGUUCGACAACGACGGCUGGUGGUCUGGAAUCAUUACUGGGAAGGUCGGGUGCUACUUUGGCGUCUACUUUGAGACUGGGCAUCAUAUUGGUUACCCUGAGAGAAUGCUGAGGCAUCACAUGGAUUGGCGCAAUGGAGAAUGGUUCUUUUACCACUAGCUGCUGCUGCUGCUUCAUGAAUUUGAU